CGGAAAAUCAGGUUCAUCCAGGCAGUUGCAGAAGUCAUAUAACUUCGCCGCAGAGUCAUACGUGGAUUGCAGUACCAUCAUGACGAAUACCGCAGAUAUCAGGUCUGGCAAGGUAUACGUUCGUGGCAAGUGCUACAGGAGCCAAAGCAAGAAUGGUACACCUUAUGUCACAUGUCUUGUGCUGUGCCCAAGUACUGGGUUGGUGGCAGACUCAUGGUGCCAGUGCCCUGCCGGUGUUGCUGGAGCAUGCAGUCACGCCAUGGCCCUACUUCGCACAGUGUCCCUCCUGAAAAUGCAUGGGUUUGACGAGUCUCCACCUGAACUAGCGUGCACAGAGCUCCCACAGCGUUGGCGCCGUCCAAGGCAAGCUGCCAUGAGAGCAGCAAGUAUUCAAGACAUCGAUUGGAGGAAGCCCCGAGAAGGAGGAAAGGAAACACCCACAUGGUCUCGUCUCUUUGACCCACGAAGAGAGGACGACCGCGAGGAGAGCAUGAACAGUGAUGUCAAAAGCCUGGCUGAAUGUCUUGUAAGGAAAGGCCACCAAUUUGCUAUUGUGCUCCAAGAGGGAUCAAAGCUGCCAUUCAGUGAAACAAAGUUUGGUGAAGCCCUGCAAGGUUCACCUGCCACGUAUCAGCAGUCUCGCAAGCCUGCACAAUUAGAAGUAUGGCGGUCACAGAAUAUUGAAAUAGUUACAGAAAUGUGUGACCCAGAUGUGCCCACAAGGAUCAAUCUGUUUGAAGAUGCUGUCGCUGAGUAUCGACUACCACCACUUCUCGACAAGUGCCAGGCAGAUAUCUUGAAGGAAAUUGUUCUCACAAGCGAGGACGCUAGAGCUCUUGAACAGAACACCCGUCAGCAAGCGAGCAGUAAACGAUGGCUCUCUGCAAGGAAGUUGCGGCUUACUGCGUCACAAUUUGGCAAUGUUUUGCACCGCUCUCAGUGGACUGAGAAGGGACUGAACAACCUAACUGCUCAACGUGACCUGUCCAAGGUACGAGCUGUGGCAUAUGGAAGAAAACACGAGGAUGUUGCCGCACAGUGCUAUGAAGGUGUAAUGAGACGACUUGGGCAUGAUGUCGCACUAUCUACAGCAGGCAUUGUGGUGGAUCCAAGCUGCCCUUGGUUGGGUGCCUCACCAGAUAGAUUCGUGCAUGACCCCACAGAGGCUAAACCUAAUGGUGUGCUUGAGAUCAAGUGCCCGUAUACACUGAAGGACAGCGAGCCUUCUUUUGCCAAGAAUAACAUACCAUAUUUGACCCUUGACGACCAAGGACACCCAAAACUGAAGAGAAACCACAGCUACUAUUAUCAGGUGCUGGGGCAAAUGGCACUGACUGGCUGUGAAUGGGGAGACUUUGUUGUUUGGUCACAAAAGUGGCUGGCAGUUGAACGAAUACACUUUGACUCAGAAGGCUGGAUGUCUACAAAGGGGCCCCUUGAUUCAUUUUACUUCAGAAUUUUGCUGCCCUACUUGGCAUCACAAACCCAGAAAACACAACAGAGCGUCUCGGCCUAAUGUGCAAUGACUACAAUGUGAUAUGAUACAUGAUCAAAUGACCUUUAGUACAAAUAUUUCCCUGUUUAGAUAUAUAUUUAUACUGCAUUCUUUUAGGACAUAUCUGUCCAAUGUGAUAUUUUGUGCCAGCACUUAUAUUUAACAUGCUGUGACCUCUGUGCUGUAUUUUACAUGUG
Ornithodoros turicata is the source of this 1692-nucleotide messenger RNA. RefSeq lists its product as uncharacterized. The transcript has 3 exons. The coding region runs from base 80 to 1516 and encodes 478 amino acids. The record is from RefSeq and is a predicted model, not a curated record. Lineage: Eukaryota; Metazoa; Arthropoda; Arachnida; Ixodida; Argasidae.